This is a messenger RNA of Schistocerca nitens (vagrant locust), 5955 nucleotides long. RefSeq names its product SET domain-containing protein SmydA-8 (gene SmydA-1). Lineage: Eukaryota; Metazoa; Arthropoda; Insecta; Orthoptera; Acrididae. Gene Ontology annotation, molecular function: protein binding. Bases 66 to 1691 code for a protein of 541 amino acids. The record is from RefSeq and is a predicted model, not a curated record. The transcript has 9 exons.
UGCUCGGCCGACACCGCGCCGCCACCCCGCAGUCCCGCGCAGCCAACGCACGGCACACGCAACAGAUGGCGCCGGAACGGUGCGCGCAGUGCGGCGGCGAGGCGAGCCAGCGCUGCGGGGGCUGCCAGCAGGUGUUCUACUGCUGCAGGGACCACCAGCGGGCGCACUGGAGCACUCACCGCCCGCUCUGCAGGCCCUUCAAGGUGGGCCAGGACGCGGUGGUGGGCCGCUACCUGUGCGCGUCGCGCGACAUCGCGGCGGGCGAGCUGGUGCUGCGCGAGCCGCCGCUGGUGUGGGGCCCCUCGCAGGCGACGCCGGCCGUCUGCCUGGGCUGCUACGUCGUGCUGGAGGCGGCCUCGUGCGUGCGCUGCGACCGCUGCGGCUGGCCCAUGUGCUCGCAGCACUGCGCCAACUCCCUCGACCACCGGCCCGAGUGCGACAUCACCGCCGACGUCCGCGGCGCCAAGGUGAGCAUCAGCAGCUUCGGCCAGGAGCACCCUACCUACCAGUGCGUGACGGCGCUGCGCGCGCUGCGCCUGCGCACUGCAGACCCGGCGCGCUGGCAGAAGCUGUGGGCGCUCGAGUCGCACUGCGCGCACCGCCGCGGCACGCCCAGUUACGAGGCCGACCGCGUGGCCGUCGCGCAGUUCGUCCGCCGCUUCUUCAAGAUGACAGACUUCUCCGAGGAGGACAUCCUGCGCGUCUGCGGCAUCCUGCAGGUGAACGGGCACGAGGUGCCGCUGACGGAGCCGAGCUACGUGUCGGUGUACGAGUGGGCGUCUCUGCUGGAGCACAGCUGCCGCGCCAACUGCUCCAAGAGCUUCAGUGAGGCGGGCGAGCUGCUGCUGCGCGCGGCGGCGCCCAUCGCGCGCGGCCAGCGGCUCACCAUCUGCUACUCUGACUCGCUGUGGGGCACCGCCAGCCGGAGGCAGCACCUGCGAGAGACCAAGUUCUUCUGGUGCCGCUGCGCGCGCUGCACCGACCCCACCGAGAUGGGUACCUUCUUCAGCGCGCUCCGCUGUCCCCAGCCGGGUUGCGAGGGCGUGUGCGUGCCGGCGGAGGAGAGCCUGCAGCAGGAGCCGGAGGACGAGCAGGAGGAGCCGCCCUGGUGGUGCCGAUCCUGCCAGCAGCCAAUGGCCGCCGCGAAGGUGCUGCAGCAGCUGGAGGCGGCGGGCGCGGAGCUGUCGGCGCUGCCGCGGGGCGACGCGGAGCGCUGCUGGCAGUUCGUGCGGCGCCACGAGGCGGUGGCGCGCCUCGCCGACGACCACUUCUACCUGACCGAGGCGCGCCUCGCGCUGGCCCAGCUGCUGGGCCAGGGCCCAGCCGGCGUCGCCGCGCUGCCCGAGGACCACCUGCGCGCCAAGGAGGCUCUGUGUCGCAGGCUGCUGCGGCUCGUCACCGUGCUCUGCCCUGCGGAGAACCGGGUGCGCGGCGUGCUGCUGUGCGAGCUGCAGGCGGCGCUGGCCGAGGCGGCGAGGCGCAGCGCGGCCGCCGGCGGCCUGGACGCCGCCGCCUUCCGCCAGAGUCUCAAGGAGUCCCGCGAGCUGCUGGUGGAGGCGCUGGACCUGCUGCGCUACGAGCCGGAGGUGCUGCCAGAGGGCAAGAUCGCCGAGCACGCCAGGGAGGCCCUGCGCGACGUGGACAUCGCCACGCAGCGCUUACACUGCACGCUGGCCGGUGGCCUCAUCUGAUGGCGCGUCCACGCACACCACGGCCGGCGCCAGAUCUGCACCACUCUACGAGCCUGCUCCCAACCCCACUGUCCCUCCUCAGCCCGAUACUUUGGUACAGUUUAGACACGUGACGGCAGUGCUCACAUGCCAUCACACUCUUCACCACCUACGAUGUUUCCGCUUGAGAGCCAAGCUGUGGGAGGCAACCUGACCCGCCAGCAGUCACGUCAAAGAUGAGUUGCAUCGUUAUUAAGUAGCACAUUUGUUGUCUGGUGGAAAUGCCUCGUGAGCUGCGUCCUAAAAUCCUCAUCGGUAUGUUUGCUAGUCGCCAUCCUACAGUCGGAUCUUCCGUGUCACGCUUUACCUGACGUUGAGGACUUGUAGACGUAAUCAAAUACAAACGUACAAGACAUCUUACGCCAGGCUACAUAUCUUUGCAGUUUCGUACGACGCUGUAUGUUGUCAGAAUUAUAAGUAAGGGUUAUGCUGCGACAACUGGAAAUCUGUGCCAGAGUGUAACGUGAACCCGGAUUUCUUUGUUUUCGCGAGCUGCCGCCUUGAGCAUUAGCUGGCCUGUGCGCGCCUGCAGGUCUCACAUAAACUCCACUUGUCAGCGAUGGGUCCACUUAUGGUUCCGAACACUGCUUCUAGACGAGGUUAUUCCAAUGCAUAGGUUUAAUACCACCAAUCCAUUCCCAAUGGAUUUAGUGGACACCCACUGGUGAAGCUGUCACAAGGAAUGUACACUGCCUGACAAAAGAGUGAAGCAGCCAGAAAGGGGGGAGCAAACGAGAUGAAACUUCACGGGUUGAGAGGAUAUCUAUCACUAUUUCAGUGAUUACAAAGAACAAGCUGGUUUGAGCCCAGUUAUCACUAUGAUUCUGCAGCCGUUUGGCCUGGAUGCAUGCAUUGAUUCAGUUGGGAAAGGUGUCAUAAAGCCGUUGUAUUCCCUUCUGAGGAAAGCUGGCCUACAACUUUUGUAACUGGUUCUUGAUAUCCUGGAUGUUAGCACUGGGGUUGUGUUCACAUCCGACCUGGUCCCACACGUCUUCUACAGCGGACGGGUCUGGGGAUCUUCCGGCCCGCGGAAUGACUUCAACAUCGUCUAGACCAGGGGUUCCCAACAAAAUCUUCUCGAGGACCCCCUCUUCGAGCAUGAUUGGUACCUUGUCAUAUCACAGUAUCAAGUACCUAAAAAAGCCAAAUUAAGAGUCUUUUUAUACGUUUUCUAUUUUUGGUACUUAGAAAAAACAUUGACAUAUUCAUUAUUGAAAAAAUAAUGAGCGGCCAAAACAAAAAAUCUGUUAUCAUACGAAAUAUAUUCUAUAUAUUUUUUGUUCUAAUAGCAUCUUGCGGACCCCUCUGGCAUAGCUCGCGGACCCCUGAGGGUCCGCGGACCACCUGUUGGGAACUACUGGUCUAGACAAUAAUAAUAAAUCAGUCUGGUUGCCGUUCUACCUGUUACAGAGAAAUCUAGCUGUAAUCAUUUACGUGCCUGUCGAUGCUGUUACAUUGAAAUCUGACCACGUAUUCUAGAUGUUUUGCUUUGUUUGUCAGGUAGUGUACACCCAAUUGAAUUAAACUCGCUUCUAUUGUCACUAAAGAAUCUUUACAAUGCAGGUCUGAAGGGUCUUCUCCAAUAUCACUUCAAGUUAUUUCAUCUUUAUUGGUUUCAUACCCAUUGAUUCCAUUCACCUCAUUUUAGCGAGAGCGUUUAACUCAAUUUAGAGAAUCAUUAAUGGUUCUACUCUGCUACUUGCUGCAUCAAUUUACGUCAGAUUUUCACUGCAGAAACAGAUCGUUAGAGCAAAGUAAGCCAUUCAUCACAUAGUGGUAGCUUAGGUGGACAUCGAAAUAAGUAAAUGUGAUGGACACACUACACAGGUUUUGGUGGGCUUAAUUUUUUACAUCAUUAAUUGCCUAUAUUCCUAUUGUAUUCUACAUGGGGCAUCACAUUUGUAAUGUCGUCUCAGAGGAACUGUUACGGUAGGGUGAUAUACAUACCUGCUCUUUAAAUUUAGGGUAGUUUAUUUCUGCUAUAGUAUUUUAUCAAAAAAUAUGCAUUAAUGCGCAAUUGUGUUAUUUUUUCCAUUAUAGCCAUUACAAGGACAUGUGCUACGUUAAUUUUCAUUUGUUGUUUUCCUUGUCUCCAGUGAUCUUGAAAUUUUUCUCUGUGUUUAGCUUUUUCCCUCAAAAUUACUCAUUCAUGUUGUCUUACAGUUCCUACUCUGCAACCCAUGCAGUUUUAACAAUUUUAUUGCACAACAUUUCUUCCUGCUGAUAUUUUCCUUCGGUGAUCCAUGUUUCUUUCCUCUAGGUCAUUCUCAACGUCACAGAUCCUGAUUGUUAUCUUCUUUUCCAAGAGAUACUUAAUAAUUUGUUUCGUUUGCCACUUGUCACCCAUUGUGUACGAUGAAUAUUAAACGUCUACUUCUUAUCGUUUCCUUUAUCUUUUUAUGUGUCUUACGUUCUUGUCUUACGGCCUUCUAAUAUCUAGGUUUCUGUUGUCCAUAUUAGAUCUAAAAUUUUCUUUAUUAUUCCUUUCUCCAACAUUUCAUUAUUAUCAUCUUAUUAUUCAUUGCUAAAAAUUCGGUAUCACAAAACGUAUUUUGGUUUCACUGCCGUCUUGUUAUGUGUUAUCGUUGUUUUUUAUAUUUCAAACAUUAUCAGUGGUGGCCAUUUAUCAUGUGAUAAUUUGCUACAGCACACUGUAAAUAUCGCAUUAAAAUUAUGUUAUUUCUCUUCCAAAGCAUGCUGGCGUGCAAAUAAAACGAUUGAAAUCAUGUUUGGUAGCACUCUCUCUGCAAUAACUAGUACCAGUGUCGAGUGCUGAAAUGAUGAACAGCCACAUUACGAUUAACCCAGAGAAGGGACGCAGCUGUCUGUUUUCUACUGCACAUGCUCUGAUGUGACGUCAUCCCUUCCAGUACUACGAGUGCUAACUUGCUCUCAGCACAGGGUCAGUAUUUUACUCUGGAACUGUGUGUAGUAUAUUGUGCAAACAUACCGUAUGAGGGAUUUUUAAAGCGCUGCUGUCAUGAUGGGGAUGUGUGUGAGAGGUCUAAGGCCCAGACUAACUAGUUGCCGACCUGGAUUCAAUUCCCAUUGAUCUCAAUUUUUUUUUGUUUUAUUCCUUGCAACGUUACACUGUUAAUUAAAAAUUGGAAUAUAUUUAUACAGUUCAAUUUAUAUACAAAAAUAAUAUAUUAUUCAAUUUAGUUAUGAUUAUUACCUUUGUAAGUCAAAAAGCUAUAACCACCACACCGUGUCACAUUGGUACAAAUUUGCACGAAAUAUCACUGAACAUUACAACUUUUCAGAUGAUUGAUUUUUACAGAUGAACUUUUAUUCAUAGGCCCACAAUAUAAAGACAUAUUUCUCUGAUAAAAGUAAGUUUCCAAUUUGUAUACAACUUCUGCAAUGCAGGAGAGUCCCUACUGUAAGAUUCAAGACUUUUUUUGGAUGUAAUUAAGCGUAGAAGGUAUGACAGGCAAAACAGAAAGCCAGUGGAAAAGGCUCAACGCAUGCGGUCUGUUUGUAGUGGAUCGUCAGCAUUGUAUGUGUUCUAUGAGGGUCAUUUCGGGAAAAUUUAUGCUUUCCAUCCACGCUAGAAAAUAUGGGAGGGAAGACUGCUGGGAAGGGAGAACGGUUAGUGAUUAACACCAUACUGAGAAAGAAGUCACAGCAGGUGGAACUUAAGCAAAGAUUCGAUAAGAAGGAAAUAAGGAAGGAAAGAAGCAUGGUCCGUGGAUGUCAUUAGAGUCGGAGCUCACUACCCCAUGACAGGGAAGUACACUUACCGUAGCCAUGUUACAUAUUUAGGGAGACCACUGGAAAACUGAAACAGAUAUUGGGACUGGUAUUUGAAUCCCACCCUUCACAGUUUGUUUGUCAAGAUCGCGUACCGUAUUAGCAACACUUCUCUCUCACAUACAGGAAAGAUGCCUCUACCAUUUUAUACGUUACGCUUUCACAUAUGAGCAAGGAUUUGUGUAUGACCUAAAGCAAAAGAGAAACUUUAAAGUGGCGUUAAAUAUUUUGUCAUUCCAGUUAUGUGAUCUUUUUCCUCGAGUAAAUAAAAGACACCUAUAAAAAGACAUGCAUUUUGACAUACAAUGUCACGAAAAUAAUUUUUAUUAUAUCAAAACUUGAAGCUAAAAAUGAGUCAUUGAAUGUAAAACAAGACAUAGCAUAAACAGAUCAUCUUAUCUGAAACUAGCUUUUUUAUUGUUGUACCAGUUGAUGCUCCAAUAUAACUUUUGAAUAAAGUAUAAUAUAUUGA